Messenger RNA from Trichoderma aggressivum f. europaeum, 2049 nucleotides. RefSeq lists its product as uncharacterized. NCBI's taxonomy places the organism in Eukaryota, Fungi, Ascomycota, Sordariomycetes, Hypocreales, Hypocreaceae. The coding region runs from base 1 to 2049 and encodes 682 amino acids. The record is from RefSeq and is a predicted model, not a curated record. The transcript is spliced from 3 exons.
AUGGCGAAUCAACCCCCCGAAAGCAACGACUUCAACUGGUCACCGAAUAGGCUCUCAGUUAUCCGACGACGGGUCUUGAUCCUCGCUGGUUUUUGCCUACUCACCUUAUGUUCAACUGUAUUUGUCAAAGCUAUCACAGUCGAGACUGUAAGACUUGAGCAACAGGGCCUCAUAAAGCGGCAAUUUCAGCUCGGCGGACUGCUGGGGGGCAUGUUUCGAGAGGCAAUCGAUACAAAAUCUCUCGAAAUACCAUCAGUAGGAGAGCCUGCGCAGCAAGAUCCCACUACCGCUUCAUGGAUAUCAAGCCCCACAGUCGAGAUGUCCACAGUGGCAAGUCAUAUUCUUGAAUCUUCAAAGACAAUCGCCGGGAUUUCGGGAUCAAAUGUUUCUCAUGGUGACCCCAAUGAACUGCUGGAAACCUUGGCGGCGGCAGUGAAGCAGGCGAUCAAAGACUCAGAACAGCUCCCAUCCACAAUACCGAAGCAUCUUCAGAAGAGCGUUCUAUCCGAUUUGAUCGUAGGUCAGUCAAAUGCAGCGAAAUUUUCGGCAGGCCCAUCGAUAUCUCUCCCUUUCCAGACAUCUCGUUCAAACUCUAUGGGAAAUCUUCCGACUCCCUCGGUCAGGAUCCUUGGUGGGCUCUCGGCAGAUGCCUUGACACUACGAAUGCACACUGCACGAGCAAUCGCAGAGGUGUCCCCGUCAGAACUUUCGACCGAUGGUCCUUCGUUCCUGAGUGAAGUGGCAGAGAUUGUUACAGAAAUAUCGGAGAUUGAUCCUAUAGCGGCUGCCAAGCUCACAGACACGGUACUCGAUGCUCUUCAUGUGAAUCCGUCCGCCAUAGCUUCAGCCGUACCAAAGGUCGCAAAUCAGGCUUCCAUUACAGCUGCUGACUUGCUUCCGCUCAUCAUUCCUGCUGUCGCUAAGGCUAUGGACCAGCCUCUACCUCCGAUACCCUCCGUAAGCACAUUGGAUAUGGUGGAAACAUUAGACAAAGUCCUCCAGCAAGGAACAACAGUCAUCAAUGAUCUCAGCAGAGCCCUUGAGGAUAUCACUGACCCAUCGCUCCUAGGGGUUGUCAACCAGCUUGCCAUGAUUGUCAGUGCUGUUGCCAGCUAUUUGAACAAGCCCCUUUGUGCCGUUGAUCAAGUCGUGGACGAGGUUUCUUUCGAAGCAGUCAUACCUUGUGAUGCAGCCGAGUCUCUUACUUCAGCUGGCCAACUCACAACAUUGGCUGCACCUGUGUUGCCAACACCCAAUUCUAAUUCAGGAGAAAUCACGACUCUUGCACCACCUAGUCCAUACUCAUCUUCAGAUCCGGCUCCCUCAUCCAAGCCCGCAGCUGAAAGUCCGACCAAAACGAAUAGUCCAUCUCCUGCAAAUGAAGGAAACGAGGACGGGUCCCCCUCAAACAAUUGUGCUUCUGCCGAAACUACACCAGCAAGCCCAUCGUGUCCCACAUGUCCAUCUUGUGAUCAGUGCGCUCCCAAGAUCUGCUCUGUGGAGGGCCCCGAGGGGCCGAGUGCUCAUCAACCUCCUGAUCCUUCCAAAGGGCCUUGUCCUGGAAAGGGUUUCAAAUGUGUUGAAUGUCUUGACGGCUGGUUCUGCCCUCCGCAGGAGACACCAGCGCAGGUCGCUCCUUGCGGCCUUGGAUGGCCAUGCUACCACUGUUCAGAAGGCUGGUUCUGUGCCUCAACGGAAACACCUAUUCCAACGCCACCUCCAAGCUCUGUAGCAGGACCGUCCUCCAAAGAUACAGGGAUUACAGGCACAAGUGGUGCUACAACUCCAACGAUACUUCCAAAUACUGAUGAUCUUCCAGACGACUGGAGCCAGCUAGGGUGUUUUCAAGAUGCCGUUUCCCGGAUAUUACUUGGCGCCAAACCUGUGGAUUAUCUUCAGGGAGAUAUGUCUACCAAGGAAUGUAGAAUGGCAGGGAAUGUUGGUGUGGAACUUCCAUUCGAGAUGAUGCUGUGCGGCUUCCUCAAGCUCAGUGCGGAAAGCCAUGUCAAGGUCAGCCAACAGAGGCCUGUGGUGGCAGCUGGGCUAUAG